Messenger RNA from Aptenodytes forsteri (emperor penguin), 6131 nucleotides. It is a transcript of the gene NFXL1, whose product is annotated as nuclear transcription factor, X-box binding like 1. Gene Ontology annotation, cellular component: nucleus. Lineage: Eukaryota; Metazoa; Chordata; Aves; Sphenisciformes; Spheniscidae. The transcript is spliced from 22 exons. The coding region runs from base 1 to 2631 and encodes 876 amino acids. Gene Ontology annotation, molecular function: RNA polymerase II transcription regulatory region sequence-specific DNA binding; zinc ion binding; DNA-binding transcription factor activity, RNA polymerase II-specific. Gene Ontology annotation, biological process: regulation of DNA-templated transcription. The record is from RefSeq and is a predicted model, not a curated record.
AUGUGCCGUCUCCUGCCUGCAGGUACCUUCUGGGGGGAAAGGCGGAGGCCUCGGGCAGCGGCUGGGGACUCGGGGGCUGUGUCCUCCCCGGGGUGCACAGUCAGUGCCCUUCGAGCAGAAGAGUACCUCUCGAAAUUGUCUUCACAGAAGAAAUUUGAUGAAAUUAAGAAGGCUAAUCAGGCUGCAGCAAAAAAGCUAGUUGAAGACCAAUUUAGCUCCUCAUCUGAAGAUGAUGAGGAAGAUGCUGAAGUAAAACAAGGAAAGAUUUUGGCCAAAACAUUCACCAUUUACACCAGUCAAACUGAUGGAGAUGCAAGUGAACUGGAACGUACAAGACAGUACAUGAAUGAAGCUUUUCAGUCGGGGGCUAUGACGUGUCUGAUCUGCAUUGCUUCAGUUAAAAGGAACCAAGCUGUCUGGAGCUGUUGUGGAUGCUUUUGUAUAUUUCACCUGGUGUGUAUCCAAAAGUGGGCCAAGGACAGCCUUUUCCUUGUGUCUUCUCCUUUGACGGAUGAUGAUUUUGGGAAGAAAGAUUAUCCCUGGCCAUGUCCAAAAUGUAGGUUUGAAUACAAACGGUCUGAAACUCCCAGUAGGUAUUAUUGUUACUGUGGAAAAGUGGAGAAUCCAACACUGGACCCAUGGCUGGUACCUCACUCCUGUGGUCAGAUAUGUGAGAGGGAAUUCAAACCUUCUUGUGGUCAUAAAUGUUUGCUGCUUUGUCAUCCAGGACCCUGUCCACCUUGCCCGAAGAUGGUCACAACAACCUGUCACUGUAAGAAAGCUAGACCAGUGCCCCGAAGGUGCAGUGCCAAGGAAUGGUCAUGUCGCCUGCCGUGUGGACGAACAUUGCUGUGUGGACAGCACGCUUGUGAGAAUUCCUGUCAUGCAGGAGAUUGUCAGCCUUGUCCACGAGUUAGUAAACAACGAUGCAUCUGUGGAAGACAGACAGCAGAAAGACUUUGUGCAAGUCCUCAGUGGCAGUGUGAUCAGGUGUGUGGGAAACCUUUGCCUUGUGGUAAUCACACAUGUGAACAAGUUUGUCAUGCUGGUCCCUGUGGAGACUGUCCUCGUUCUGGGAAAAGGUCCUGUCCAUGUGAAAAAUCAAGGUUUACAUUGCCUUGUACAGAAGAUGUGCCCACCUGUGGUGAUAGUUGUGACAAAGUUCUGGAAUGUGGCAUCCAUAAAUGUUCACAGCGCUGUCAUCGAGGUCCCUGUGAAAUAUGCAGACAGGAAGUUGAAAAACAGUGUCGCUGUGGAAAGCACACUAAACGCAUGCCAUGUCAUAAGCCAUAUCUGUGUGAAACAAAGUGUACUAAAAUUCGUGAUUGCCAAAAGCACCAAUGUAGGAGAAAGUGCUGUCCUGGAAACUGUCCACCUUGUGAUCAAGUCUGUGGGCGGACUCUAGGCUGCAGAAAUCAUAAAUGUCCUUCAGGCUGCCACAGAGGUAGUUGUAAUCCAUGUCCAGAGACUGUAGAUGUGAAAUGUAAUUGUGGAAAAACUGUCAUUAAAGUGCCCUGUGGCAGAGAACGCACCAUCAAACCUCCCAAAUGCAAACAGCUGUGCAGUCGACCACCUACCUGUCACCACUCUACCCAGGAGAAACACUAUUGUCACUUCGGUCGGUGUCCUCCGUGUCGUCAGUCCUGCCAGAAAACGUUAAUGUGUGGUCAUUUGUGCCCUGUUUCCUGCCACGACGAAGCACUUGUGAAGCAAACUGGCUUACAUCAGUCUGCAGGUCCUUGGGAACAGCCGUCUGAGCCAGCUUUUAUUCAAACUGCAUUACCAUGCCCUCCCUGUGAGGUUCCUAUACCAGUGGAGUGUCUUGGGCAACACGAGGUUAGUCCAUUACCAUGUCACUCUGCAAAUCCCUACUCAUGUAAAAGACUUUGUGGGCGGCUUCUUGAUUGUCAGAAUCACACCUGUAUGAAAGAAUGUCAUCUUGUAACUAAAUUGAACAGUAGUGCAGAUGGAAAGAAGGCAGGUCCAGAAUGUUCGCAGUGUGAAGAGGAGUGUACCAAGUCCCGGCCAUCUGGCUGUCCUCACCGAUGUGUUUUGCCCUGUCAUCCUGGGGAUUGCCCAUCAUGUCUCCAGAUGCUUAAAAUAAAGUGUCACUGCAAACUAUCAGUACUGUAUGUUGAAUGCUUAAAACUAACAUGUGCUGAUUUAAAAGAAAAGGAGCUUCUUAUUUCCUGCAAAAAUCAGUGUCCAAAAGAGUUGCCCUGUGGUCACCGGUGUAAAGAGAUUUGCCAUUCAAGUAGCUGUCCUCUGAACUGCAGCCAGAAGGUUAAACUCCGAUGUCUCUGUAAGAGACUGAAAAAGGAAAUACAGUGCAGCAAGAUACAAGGUCAAGUUUCACUGGAAUGUGAUGCAUUAUGCAAGGAAAUGAAACGGAAAGCAUCUGAGAUAAAAGAGGCAGAAGCCAAAGCUGCUAUUGAAGAAGAGAAACGAAGACAACAGGCUGAACUGGAAGCUUUUGAAAACAGAUUAAAAGGGCGAAGAAAGAAUAAGAGAAGAAAGGAUGAAGUAGAAGUUGAACAAUCAUCAUGGCAAAAAUACAAGAACCUCAUUAUGCUGCCAAUGUUCGGAGUUGCCGUUGUGAUGGUUGCGUGGCUCAUGGUCUACAAUGACUGAAACAACUCAAUAUUUAAUAUACUUUAGUCGGGCUUUAGGUAGCUAUUAUUCCUAGAAUGUUAGUCUGUGUGUAACAGAACUUAAUAUGCAUAGAUUAUGUAUGUAUACUGUUUGCCAAGAAAAGUGCAGAGGAGGGAAGAAAUGUCACCUUUUGUGUUGUUACAUUCACAGCACAAAACUGAAUUCAGACACUGAAAGUAGUAGUAGAUUUUAGUCUACACCGAAGUGCUGAUGUAAUUCAUCUGACUGAGAUCCGUUAACAUCUCUUCUAUUAACAUAUUGUGUUACUUUUCCUUGUCUCCAUUUCAUAAUAUUAAAAAUAGCUUAGUAUAAAAUGCUUUACUGAAUAUUUGUUUCCUGUAAAAUCAAUUUAGUGGUUUAUUGAAGAUUAGUAUUCUUUUGCUAGUCUUUAUGUUGUAUCACACAAUAAUUUCUGUGCUUCGUCUCAGUUUUAAUUAUAACAACUGAUGGGGAACUUCAGAUCACCUAAGCUUUGAAUAUUUUGGGGCCUCAUGUCAGAACUUUGUUCAGAGAAGGGAAAUGUGAACUUUCAAGUCAACUGUAUCACAAACAAUAAAAUGGGCCCCCUUACAGACUGGGGGGUUUGUUUUUUGGUCGUUCGUGGCCCCCCCUGGCCUUGUUUCCUCAAAAUCAAACCAACUGAAAAUUCAUUUAGUGGACAGAUGCAUAUGCUGAACAUGGAUGUGAAGUAGUUUCAGGGUACAGGGAUGUGUUCUCAUCACUGCCCCCAUCGCCAACAGCAGAAAAGCAAUUUGAAAUUGAACUUAGAGCAUCACUUGACUAUUUGUAUAGAUAAAUGUCACAUUUGAAUAUUUGCAUAGUUGUGCAAAAACGUAAUUGAAUAGCAUAACAAUACAGUUAUAUGUCGUUCUGAAGCCAUCUGGAUGGUGCUUGCUAAUCAUGUAUAAACUAUCUAACUAAUCUUUUAAAUGUUUAAAUAUUUUCUUACUGACAGUUUAGAAUACCUUUUGGGAUAUCGGUGUUGGUUGAUGGAACUGAAAGGUUUACACAGCUUCAAGAUUAUUAGAGAAGCUACAUUGUCUAGUUUAGGGACUGCAAGUUAAAUUUGGGGGCAGGGGAAAUCAGAAAACUGAAUUUUUAAACCUGUGCUGGAAAUUUUAUGCUGAUACUUGAGUGUUGUAGGUAACUGAAAAGUGCUUACAAGAUCCUACAAAGGUAGGAGGUACAAAGCCAAAGGGCAUUAGGUUGCCCUUGUAAUUCAGGCACAUAAUUUCAUCACAAGUCCUGCAAAAGCAGUGGGACCGUUUGUGUGAAUUAGUAGAGAAGACUGCAGUUUGUUUGAAAGCUCUUUCGGUUGAUUUUGGCCCACUUGCAAAGGGACCCAGUAUUAAUUUGAGCUGAUACCCAAUUGUAAUUAUGGUUCAGCAGCAGAAAAAACAUAGAAAAGCUGCAAAAGGCAGUAGCUUUUAUAUUGCAUAGAUUGACAAAAUGGAGAGAAAAUCACUUUCUUUUCAAUUUUUCACCUAAGUUUGGUGAAAGAGAAGAGAGGUAAGGAAAACCUGGCAAUAUUUAGCAUGGAUUAGUGCUAUUUGAUAGUAUUUAAUGGGUUUUUUAAAAUUGAUUUUUCGAAAUGCAUACUACUGUUGUGUCAGGCUGUUAGUAUGUAAAGUUGUAGAUUAAUUGAAAUGACACUAGGCAAUCAUAGUUGCAUCUCUGUUGAAUUCUCUUAUUUUCUAGUAUAAGGAAUAAACCAUUUUCCAUAUUGUUACUUUAACUCUUUCUAUAAUAUUAAUGCCUGGAAGAUAAUUCCAUAUAUAAAUGUUGUUUCUUUAACCAAGUGAGGUGAUGCUAUUGUGUGACUGCUUAUGCCAGUAACUCUUCUGUCACUGAGAGAAAAAGAGAGAUUUUUGUUCAGCUGAGGUAAAACAUGAGGUAUUGUCCAAAAAUACAAAAAGAUACCUUUAUAGCUGAAAUACGCAGAUCAACAUGAAUGAGACCAUUGUGGAAACAGCUUUUAUCUUACAUGACUAUAACUCAUUCUCCUAUUUACUGCUAGCUUUUUCUUUAAUACAAGUACAACAUAAGGUUUCUCCUUGCCUCGACAGCAAAGAGAAGAAAUACCUCUCUACAGAGCUAUAAAAGCGAACUGCACUUGAGCUAUAUGUUUGAUGUAGUUCUUGGUGUUCUUUUCUGCAUAUUUUGUAGUAUCUGUGUGGAAUAUUGGAGAGAAAAGACUUGCUUCUCGUUGAUCAUCUUUAUUAUAGUAAGAAAGCACACCAAUCUUUAAAAAGUCAUUCCAUUCAUACAAAUGUGUGUAUGAGUAGGCAUAUUCCCUUUCUUAAAGGAUUUGUAUCUCUCCUGAACCUCGCAUACGCGAGACAGACCUAUUUUUGAAAUUUUAUUCAAAAUAGUUCUGUAUAUCUUAUCCAACCAUCUGAGUCAUUUGCACUCUGUUGGUCUGCCUGCUGAACCAGAUACUUGUUUCUUGGCAUUAAAAAAGUGUGGGAGUUCGAGCAAUCUGCAGUUUAAUAAAUCACUGGUUUCUAUUUGUUUUUUUAAAUUAUUUUUACAGUUAAUUUUUUGCCUUUUUUGGUUGGAGCUGCGUGUUGCAAGCAUGACAACCGUUGAAGUAAAAGGUACAGAUAAAAUCUCCUGUUACUCAGUAUAAAUGAAAGAUGGUAGUUCUAGAAAAGAAAUACUGAACUGAAGGUGGAGGGGUGGGGUGUGUGUGUGUUGCAAUUUAAAUGUAAUGUACUGUUAUAUAAUGUAAUGAGCAAAUAUUUUGAAUGUUAACAGUUUACCAAAAAAUGCAUAUUGAUAAGUAUACUUUAAAACAAAUUAUAUGAUCUGACCUGCUGUUGAAGGGAAAUUAUAGAGAGAAGCCUGAUGAUGAGGACACUUGACAUGCAGAAUAUUUAGCUAUGUGUAAAAUGAAAAAACUUGGGGAGGCUUUUCCUGAUUCUGAAUGCAUUCUGGUGAGCGUUCAUCUUUCUGCUGAACCAAGGUGCUUACAAGUUGUCAAUAUAUUUUGGAUUGGAAACUCCUUGGACAAGUUUGUUCCCUGUAACAAUAACGAAGCCAUUGUGUGUGUUAAUUUAAUGUAAAAACCAAGUCAGACAAUAAACGGAGCAAAAACAACUUGAAAAUUUGUUUGUUCUCAAGGACUAGUGUAGUAAAGCAGCAAACCUCUCCUGGGUAAUGACGACUGACAUACUGCCGCGGAAGUUUUAGGCAUGCUUUUUGUUCCCUUCUCUGGCAGUAGGAGCUCUUACUGCUCAGAUUAAUGCUGGAAUUAUGUAAUUGCGUUCCUUCAUGUUAGUGCUCUGACAAAAUUGCGAGAAUGGGUUGGGGAAGUAGAUUAAGAUGAAACAAAUGGGAAUGGACUUAGUAGAUGAUUUUUUUGGCCUCAUGGGGAAAUAUAGCUGAUUUAUUAGGCAUUUGUCCUGACCUUUACUAGAGGAGGAAAUGUUACUAUGCAGAUAGCACCAAAACUUGCUCAUAAAAGCUUCUAUGCUUGA